AUGCUAGGCGCAUACGUGUGUCGGCAGUGUCGAACACGUCUAUCUCGACGCAUCGCCCCCACCCGAAGCCCUCAAUGGCAACCUAGAGCCACGAUCGUUUCGCUGGCCGGCCACAAACCAAACGACAAUGCCGAACCAUUGCGACAAGAAGCAUCGGCCCCUGCGAAAGAAGAGGAAGAGUCUGCACAAGAGGCGAAUCGCAAUGGACCUGAUAUAAACCUCUCAAAUCCACGAAUCCGCCAGCCCCUCUCCCGAUACUCCAAACUCAUAUACGACGAUACAGAAAACACCCCGACAUACACUGGUAGCCAAGGGGAACGUGCAUCUGGUGAGGCAGGCCAGAAGAGGUUGUCACAAGCGGAGCGGGCUCAUGCUGAUCCCGUGCUCGAUGCCCUUUACAAACGGAAUAUCAAUCGAGCCUGGCAGUUGUUUGAGAGCAUUUACACCGCAAAAGACUGCAAGGCUCUGGCCGAGCCAACAGAUCGUGAUUUGCAGUUGCUGAGUGAGGACAAGAUAUUUGCGCGCCUCCUCAGAGCCGUCACACGUGCCUUUUGUGAGGGCAGAACCAACUCGGUGACCCCAACCAAGGUCCUCUUUAAAUACCAACAACUCGGCAUUGCUCGCCCUGAUUAUUGGGUGAGGCCGACAAUAGCUCACUUGACGCUUGAAAUCAUAGCGGCUGUGAAUUCACCUUCUGGGGCGAAACGAGACCUUCAUGCACUGCUCCAAGAGCUGUUGUCCGUAUGGCGGCUUUUCUUCCAAUGCGUGGGACCAAAGAAUGGUUCAAUGGAGUCGAUUAGUACCGAAUGGAACAUACCAGGCACCGAGGCAAUCCCGGAGAUGCUUGACGAAAAGCAGUUUAAUAUGCGCUUACAAGGGUACAUACCUAACUAUGUCGCGAGUCCUGCCUUGGCCUUUUGCGCCGUCUACUUCUACAACAUCUCGGACGCGUUAGACCCGGCGACACACAAGCAAGCCGCACCUUUUCUGGCUUUUCUUACACGACUACUCGCCGGCUCGUUUGUAGACUCGAUUUUCAUAUUUACACAUAGCCCGGAUUUCAAAAAAUUGCCGGAAGAUGUACAGGACCAAGUCAUUCGAGAGAUUAAUGCUGUGCCCGGGAAAGCCAUGGUGGCUAUCGGAAAAAGUGGUGAGACUCUUGGAGCAGAUAACACCGGUGAUGCGUACUCCAACUUAGAAGCAUUCUUCAUGAAGACGAUAGCGCGUGCAGUCGAGACCAAAACUUCAGCGACUGCACUGGACGGUAUCUGGAAAGAAGUUGAGGAACAAUAUACCACGGAGAACAAGAUUGCUGCCAUACCUCCGUCCAUAUACAACGCCUUUCUUUCUGGGUACAUGACUGUUUUCCACCCACAACGCUCCGUUGAGAUCUGGAACCACAUGAUUGCCCACAAUGUCAAGCCAAACAUGCAUUCCUGGGUGGCGCUUCUGGAAGGCUGCGCAAAAGCAAAAGACCUCAACGGCUUGAAUGCAAUGUGGCAGCGCAUGUUGAACACUGGUCUUGAGCCCAGUAACUAUGCUUGGACGACGCGUAUCAAUGGCUUGGUGUCUCUGAAGCAGAUCAACAAGGCCUUUGUCGCAAUGGACGAUAUGGCCAAGCGCUGGGUUGCAGCAGAGAAUGCCAUCAACAACGCCCAGGCGCUUGCCAAAGGACAAAAAGGUCCGAAAAAGUCAUCGUUGAGCAAGGCAGUCAACACAUGCACAAAGCCCUCUAUCGAAGUUGUCAACGGUGCCCUAUCUGCCAUCGUACAGUUCCGUCCCAGAGACAUGAGCCACGAGAAGAAAGUAGAAUUCGUUCAGAAACUCCUUACAUGGUCGAAGAACUUCCAAAUCAAGCCUGACGCCAUAACCUACAAUUCUCUUAUAAAGCUCUACUUAAACGCAGGCGAUAGAUCCACCGCCUUUAGAAUCCUCUCGCAGAUGGAAAAGGAUGGGCUAGAGGGCGACGCGGCAACGCACGCAAUGCUUAUCAGCGCCGCAUUUGACAACCAAACCUUUGACAACCUAUCCGAAGCUCAACAAACUUCGCGCAUUCUAAAGAUGCUUGACGAUCUGGAAGCCAGUGGUAUCAAAAUGAACGACUACAUCUACUCUACGGCCAUUGAUCGUCUGUUGAAGAAAUACGCCAAUCAUGCCGCUGUGCGCGCGGUCCUGGAACAUAUGGCCAACAGAAAAUUGAUUCCGAGCGUACAUGCUUACACGUCUAUCGUCACACACUACUUCCAAUCCGAGCCACCUAACAUAUCUGGCGUUGAUGACGUCGUCCUCCGUCUCUUCAGCGCACCCCGUAUGCCCAGCGACAGCGUGCUCUUCGACCGGCUUCUCGAGGGGUACGCGAGCUUCGGUGAAGUGGGCAAGAUGAUGAGUGUACUCGCGCGUAUGAGCAAGCGGAAACACUUACCUGGUUGGGGUGCUUUGAUAGCCGUUGUCAAGGCGCUAGCAAGAGACGGAGAUUUUGAUAGGGCGAAGACUAUUGUGAGGGAUGUUGCUAGGGGGGAGGGUGUGGCAAGGGGCGGUAUCCUAGGGGAUCGGAAAGGGGAGGCUAUGUUCAUAAGAGUGGUUCGCGAAUUGGGAUUUGACGAUGAGAUAAUGGGAGACCGCAUAGGUGGUGAAGGGAGGGGUGGUGUCGCGGGGCUGGAGGGAAGUAUGUUGAAGCGGCAGCUUGAGGCUUCGCAGUACGAGAUGGACUCCGAUAGUGCGCAGUAUGAACAGCAACAGCAACCAUCGCCGGUCAUCGAGGAUGGUGGCGACAGUACGACUACAGGAACGGGGCGGGAACCCGGUAGCGUGGAUGAGGAUAUCCAUGGCUUCUUGGCCAACGAGUCCGAAGUUGGACAUAGGUAG
Molecule: messenger RNA, 2865 nt
Organism: Alternaria arborescens
Lineage: Eukaryota; Fungi; Ascomycota; Dothideomycetes; Pleosporales; Pleosporaceae
Exons: 1
Coding region: 1-2865 (954 amino acids)
Molecular function (GO): protein binding
Source: RefSeq, a predicted model, not a curated record